AUGUCCGAAAACGAGACCGAAAGACUUCAACAGGAGAUAGCACAACUACGGCGUGAGACAGCACAAGCACGGCGUGAGGCAGCACAAGCACAGCGUGAGGCAGCACAAGCACAGCGUGAGGCAGCACAAGCACGGCGUGAGGCAGCACAAGAGCGAGGCAAGAACCAGAAGACCACGCUCGAGGAAUACCUAUACAACUGCCACUUCCACCUCUAUCAGAAGCUCAACCUCGCCAAUCUAUCCCGGUGUACAACCGGAAACACCAGCGUGGAAGGGAAAUACUACCCAAAGCGGCUAUGUCGUUGGCACGAAUUCGAGAAUACACAUUUACAACGGCACUUUAAGGUGAUUCAGUCAGCAUGUAAUGGCAGGCGCCUCUUUCACCAAGAAUCCACAACCAUAGAUCUGGGGUGGUCUGUCUUUCGAAAGCGGGCAAGCAGCGAAAACGACGUCGACAAUUUUGAGAAGAAUGCUGUGGAAGAUCAUGUCUGGGAAAUCCUGCGGCCCGUAUGGGACGAUAUGGACCUACGCACAGAAUACCAGUGUUCGCAGAUACGCUUUAGCAGUAACCGCCGCGAUAUGAUGGCAGCAAUACAUCAAGGCCCGUCCGCCAUAGCACAGGAAUUUGUUGAGGAUAGCCAGGGGCGACGGCGACGGCGACGAAUUGAACCGAGCGAGCGGAUGGCAUCCGAGGAAAAAGUCAAGUCACCCCCAACGAGGCCUGACGGAUGGGGCAUCCGCACACAUCCAGACGGAGACGAGAGUCAUGCUUUCGCCUUUGAAUACAAAGCUGCACACAAGAUCUCGCCGGAGUCGGUCAAAGCUGCCGUAGCAAAGGAGACAUUUUUCAUGGAGGUUAUUCAGCGAAUCUGCAGCGACAAGGUCAGCACAGAUGAAGCACGGGAAAAUGAGAAAAUGGAAGAGGCCAUUGCCAUGGCAUUAACACAAGUCUUCGACUACAUGGUCCGAUACGAGGUUGCCUACGGCUACGUGGCCGCCGGCAAGUCUUUGCUGUUACUGCAUGUUGACAGAGCCGAUCUGCAGACGCUAUAUUGCCAUACUUGCUUGCCCGAAGAAGACGUGGGGGCGGUACCUGACGGGGCCUUGACCGACGAUACGCUGAUGCACACGGCGGUCGCUCAAUUGGCCAGCUUUUUCUUGUUGAGCCUGCGGUCGGAGGCUCUUCGGGGAGCCUCGCUCGAAGCGGCGUCGCAGAGAGCCUCAGCCACAUUGAAGCCGUGGCCGGAGCCGUACGAAGAUGCGGCCUGUGUUGUGGAGGUAGAGAAGACCGAUUCGUCAAGCGACUCGUCACAGGAAACAGGUUCCCGCUACACACCUAGUGUGAGCCCGACCCCUCGAAAAACUCGGUCCAGGUCGUCCUGCAAAGCCACCGACUUAACCACAGAGGGCGACGACGAAGACGAAGACAACGGACCGGAUAGGGGGCCAACUCGGCAUCAACCAACAGUGGAGACCAACAAUAAGCGUAAGGAUGGCCCGUCAAGCAGCAGCUCAAAGGGCGAGAGUACUGAGAUAUCCUUCUCGGUACCUAGCAGGCAGUACUGUACUCAGGCGUGCUUGCUCGGCCUCAAGCGAAGCAUGGAUCUCGAUAAUAACUGCCCAAAUGUGCAACUACACCGAACUCGAGAAGGAUACAGCCGGCAUCCCAUCGACGCUAAAGCCUUCACCCACCUAAUAAGUCAGCAGCUACGCCAGAAUCCGUAUCAUAAAUGCGACGCAUUGGACCGGUCGGGCAAGAGGGGGUCGGUCGGGGUGCUCUUUAAGCUGGAGCUGGAGCCUUAUGGCUACACGCUAGUAGGCAAAGGGGCAUUGUCAGGCCGUCCGUAUGACUUGGAGCACGAGGGUACCAUCUACGCUAGGCUCGACAGGCUCCAGGGCUAUGUUGUGCCUGUGCACCUAGGGCUUGUGGAGCUAGAGUGGGGACACCUUAUUGCUGGCGGCAUCCGAGUCUUUGAUAUAAUGCUGAUGUCUUGGGGUGGGGAGAUGGUAUUGAAAGCAGAGUUGCCGGGCCUUGCGAGGGAGGCGCAGUGCUCGUUGCAGGCGGUCUGGGCGGAGGGCGUUGAUCAUUGUGACGAGCGGGCUCCCAACCAGUUAUGGAACGCGGAACGACAGCAGGUUAUGAUCAUUGACUUUGACCGGGCUACCCUGCGGCCUAAACCGCAAAACAAACUACUACUUACAACAAAAGGGACGAAGAGGAAACAAACUGGAGGUGGUUCUAGACACAGCCAGAGGCGUCGCUUGAUUGAUAGUCAGACUUAG
Cordyceps militaris CM01 is the source of this 2283-nucleotide messenger RNA. RefSeq lists its product as uncharacterized. The coding region runs from base 1 to 2283 and encodes 760 amino acids. Lineage: Eukaryota; Fungi; Ascomycota; Sordariomycetes; Hypocreales; Cordycipitaceae. The transcript has a single exon. The record is from RefSeq and is a predicted model, not a curated record.